AAUAUGUGAACUGUGUAGAGUUUGUAGAUCACUGGAAAAAGACGUAUAUUUAAAUAUCUAUUCAACAGAAGGAGCUCCACACCCAGGAGCAAAAGCAAUAAACGCAUGUAUCACUGAUCUUCCACAUAUUUGUGCUGUUUUGACUUGGAUAUUCUCAAAGGUUAUAGUGCAGUGCAUUAUUAAACUCCCUCAGAUAAAUAUAUAAUGGUUGAGUUCUUAAAAACUGGUGUAAACUUGGGCCUGUUAUUAAAAAGUUUAUCUUGUUCCCCAAAACAGCACUGAGUUCGGCACAAGUACUGGCACACUGUCAGUGGAAAAGUGAUAUCAGUAGCUUAACCGUCACCGCAAAGACAUCUUUCAGAUUCCUUAAGGGAUCAUUUACAAUAUAAAUUCACUUAAAUGCAUGUCUUAAAACUUGUAUUGAAAAAAUACACGAGUUCCAGAGUUCAAAACAGCUAUAAAGGUCCUGGUAAUGGAAAAUUUAUUGAUUACUAAAUGGACUUUGUGCAAAUAUUAUGCAAGUACUAUGAAAUGAAAAGAGAGCAACAGUACUGUAUUUACCCACCAGGGCAGGUGUUAUUGUAAUCCAUUUUUAAACACCUCUGUUGUCAAGGAGGUUUUCAUGGCUUCGAUGCCACAGAAGAUUACAGGUGAAGUAUUGUGAUAAUCACAUAAUCCAGCCAGCGAGAGAGAUAAUGACAUAUUAGAAAAUAACCAGAGAGCUUGGAUCCCUCCAACCCCAUGCAAAGUCCCCAAAAUAGAGCUGUAGAAGCCUUUUUAUAUGAAGAAAUUGGUUUAUAGGGUUCCGGGUCAUGCAGUCUUAUUUGACUGUAGCAGACAGCAGCAGGAAAAGGGAAGUCAUAAUUGUUAUGGCAGGCGGGGUUAUACUAAAAGAGAUGACGCAAGGAGUUUAACUCCAUAAAAGAUCCCAGUUCUUGAGUCACAGUCCAUGUCUCAGUGAGGGAAGAUGUUCCUCUUGAUGGGUCCUACAUCCCAUCUCCAUGUACAGAACCUCUCCUAUUUCUCCUACUUCUCUGAGCUCCAUCAUUCAUGCUGGUUUGCACCAAUAAUUGAGACUAUGGUUCUACUGAUCCUCUUUUUAGUCUCGGUGGUUGGCAACCUUGGUGCGCUUAUACUGGUCAUCCAAGAGAGGCGACUAGCUAACACCAUCUUAACCGUGAACCUUUUCCUGGCGGACCUUUUGUUUGUCAGCACCGUUCCUUUUGUCAUUGCUGUGAGGUGGACCAAGGCAUGGAAGCUGGGCUCUGCUGCCUGCCACUUGAUCAUGUACUUCAUCAGCGUGAGUGGCAUCGUUACCAUCACCACGCUGGCCGCCAUCAGCAUCGAGAGACUGCUUGCAAUCUUGAAGAUGGAGACUACACCCAGCCUAAAUCCCAAAUGGACACAUGGAGUGCUCCUUCUUAUCUGGUUCUUCUCUGCUGUUGCAAUGUUACCUCUUUCUCUGUUCUCCAGGCUGAUACCAGUCAUCUCCCCUCAACAGGUUAUGACAGUUGCAUUUGUUUUUGUUUUUUUUAUAUUGUCCUACCAAGGUUUGAGAGUGCAUUAUAGCUCUCUGUCUUUGUUCACAGGGAGAAAUGCAUAUAUGCGCUCUUAUAUGGCCACAUUUAAUGGGCGAGAUUGUGUGGUAUGCUGUCUUCCUUGCAUUAGGCUUCCUGGUACCGGGUUCUAGCAUUGUAAUCAGUUACACCAAAAUCUUACAGGUAAAAGAUAUAUAAAUCUAUGGUUUCCAGGUAUGGUAAACACUUCUUGUAUCUAACUUAAACAUGUAUCAAAUAUUGACAGAGAGAGAGGAGACAAGAAAAUAGCAGUCAGCUGUAGACUGAUAGCAUUAUUUUUCAUUAGUGAUUUUAUGUAAUCAUUGUAAAGGGCAGCAAAAAAAAAAAAAAAAAAAAGAGAUCCUAGUCUAUUCUCUUAGCAGUGAAUCAUUUAUCUUAUCUAAAGUGGGAACAGAUGGUGUCAUGAGAGGAUGUGAUAGAGCAGUGAAAACUCAAAAUUGCACAAAUGCUAGGUUGCAAAUCCUCAAAUUGAGAAACAAUGUUUUAUAUAAUAAUAAUAAUAAUAAUAAUACUCUG
Messenger RNA from Pangasianodon hypophthalmus (striped catfish), 2093 nucleotides. RefSeq names its product free fatty acid receptor 4. The coding region runs from base 968 to 1690 and encodes 240 amino acids. The record is from RefSeq and is a predicted model, not a curated record. The transcript has a single exon. Gene Ontology annotation, molecular function: G protein-coupled receptor activity. Lineage: Eukaryota; Metazoa; Chordata; Actinopteri; Siluriformes; Pangasiidae. Gene Ontology annotation, cellular component: membrane. Gene Ontology annotation, biological process: G protein-coupled receptor signaling pathway.